Molecule: messenger RNA, 777 nt
Organism: Trichoderma reesei QM6a
Lineage: Eukaryota; Fungi; Ascomycota; Sordariomycetes; Hypocreales; Hypocreaceae
Exons: 2
Coding region: 1-777 (258 amino acids)
Molecular function (GO): ATP binding; ATP hydrolysis activity
Source: RefSeq, a predicted model, not a curated record
AUGACAUGCAAUCGAUCUAUAGGAAAACUACGCUGGCAAUACUUUGCCUCAUCAAUAACUGAUGGAUCCGAAGUGCCUGCAGACUUUCCAUUAUUCCAAGCCCAGCAUCAUCUGUCACGCCCAUCCGGCCUCUCCAAGGGCCCGCUGGGCUCGGGCAAGACGCACACUGCUCGCAUCCUCGGCCGCAUCUUCUACGACAUGGGCUUCCUCUCGACCGACGAGGUGAUUGAGUGCUCCGCCACGCACCUCAUUGGCAUGUUCGAGGGCCAUACUGGGCCCAGGGUGGUUGAGCUGUUUGAGCGGUCGCUCGGCAAGGUCCUGUUCAUUGACGAGGCAUAUCGCCUCGGGCUCAGCGGCGAGCACUCUUUUGCGUGUGACGCGGUUGGCGAGAUUGUCGACUGCAUGAUGAAGCCGCGCUAUCAUGGCAAGUUGGUUAUUGUCCUGGCCGGAUACACGCACGACGUAGAUCUUCUCUUGAGGACCAAUGCCGGACUGCGAGGUCGAUUUGCCACGGAGAUUAGCUGCUCGCCCAUGAGUCCCGAGUCCGAACUGCGGCAUCUUUGCGGGUUGUUGGCGAAGAAGGACAUUGAGCUUUUGGGGGCCAAGGCCGGCUUGGAUGGGGAUUCAAGGGGGGCUCUGAUGGAGCUGCUUGCCAAGUUGGCUGAGACAAAGGGCUGGGCGAGCGGACGAGAUGUGCAGGACGCUUGCUGGAGUGGUGACGGAGCACGUGUAUGGAAAUCUGGAUGGAUCUGGCAGAGGGUUGGGUGUUAUAACUGA